AUGAGUACUAUGACUGAAAAUAUCUCUAGGAGUACUUAUGGUUCAUUACCGAAAGCAGAUAUUACAAGUCCAGUAAAUUUAAUAGAAUCAUGUUUAGAUAGUAUUGCAAAUGAUAUGACUAAGAAAGUAACCAACCUAACUGACUGGGAAGAAGACAGUUUUAUAAAUGAUAAAAUCAACGCGAAAAAACUGAAUAAACUACGAAAACCUAAAUUUAUAUCAUCAUGUGGUGUACUAUCAUGUUUCAGAAGUAAAAAUUAUGUAAAAAGUUUGUAUAGAAAGAUUUCAAAUACUUUUGAAUCAUAUAUAUCAACUUCAACCUCACAAACUUCACCAUAUCUUACCCAUAAAGUCAAUAAACUAUCACCAAUGGUUGAAAAAAAUGUCAUGAAACCAAAAUCAUCAUUACUUAAUAAAGAAAGAAGCCUAUCUUCGUUCUCAGUGGAUAAUUUCGAACAAAAGGGUAAUUUUAACACUCUACAUUAUAAAACAAAUCAUACCUUAUUUCAUCAAGAAUUGAAUUACAUCUCACCAUUGAUAAGUGAAACACCUGAGAAUAUGUUUCAUCAAUCAGAUCUAAUACCUGAUCAUUCCAGUGCUACGCAGACGUAUUCAUUAGUAACUCAACAAUCAAUAUCACAGCAGCAGCAGCAGCAACAACAACCUUUCAAGAUUAACCUUAUGGAAGAGAAACGUUGUAACAGUAGACUCCUUAGGCAUUUCACUGAAACACUUGAACAAAACCACAAUAUCGAUGUCGGUAGUAAACAUGAUAAAAGCUUAAGUUGCCUGAAAAUGGAUGAUUAUGUUGAUGGUGACGAAGUAAAUCAUAUCAGAGGAUCUUCAAAACAAGUAUUACAACACUAUAAUGAUAAUAUUGAUGGUAACCAAAAUGAGAAUACAAAGAAUGAAGAGUCAUCAGUCGAUAAUUAUCGAUCUAUGCAUCAUUUCACUGAAUCACGUCUACAUAAACUAGUUGAGACAAUAUUUUCCUAUGAAAAUUCCUUUCAUAUUACACCUAAACUAGACUUUAGCAAUAAUCAUGAACAAUUUGGUUCAAGACUUAGUUGUUCGAUGAAAAGUUAUAGCACAGAACGUCAGCAAGAGAAUCAGGAAAAUAAAGAUUCUUAUCAAAUUCAAAAUUUUGACAAAGACAUUAAACAUUGGUUGGUGGAGGGUUUAACGAAAUCAGUUAAAGAAUCAAACGAUCAUAAAAAUCAUACUGACAAUCAUCAGCCUAAAGAAUUUUUACAGCUGAAUAUCAAAACAAACUCGCAUGGACUAAAACAAGCGGUAGAUGUUAAGUGUGCAACAACUUCAAACGAUAGAAUCGCCAACCGCACAUUUGAUCAUUCACUUCAACCAAAUACCACUAGUACGAUUACAGCAAAACAAAGUUAUCGAACAACAAAAGAGCCUCAGAAUAAGCCCAAAACAAGCGAACAGAAGCCAACCUAUCAAAACUCUACUUAUUCAUCUAGAGGUUUAAAGACCACGUUGCAUUCAAAUCUUCUGGGAUACUCGUAUCUUGCGACGGGUGAAUCAAAUUCGCAUUCUACACCACCACUGACUCCAUCUAGAAGAACAAAUAAAACCUUAACAGUUAAGUAUAACGGUUAUUUCCCUGUAAGGUCAGAAUAUAAUAAAUACCAAGUAUACAAAACACCUGAGUCUAACUGUACACCAUAUGAAGCAUGUGAUUCAACAAAGAAAGACGGGAAAUGUAAAACAUUUAUCCAAAGUGGCAGACAUAAUAAUUUGGGAGUAGAAAGAUAUUCCACACCCUUUGGAGGAAAGAAACAACCCCAACAGAAGUUAAGAGGAACCAAGUCGAACCAAAAUUCCAAGCAUAGGCUAACUGAUAGAAACUAUAAAUCAGUGAAAAAAAGUACAAAGUUAUGCAGAAGUUCACCAUUACAAAAUUUGGACAAGUUUCGAACACAUUCGGAGAAUUCAACACCAUGUUCAUCAGUGAAUACACAUGAUUUACUUCAACUCGCUGAUGUUUCUGAUACAUUUGAUAUCAGAGAUAUCAAGAAAUAUGUAUAUGAUGAAUCUUUAAGUGGAGGUCAUCAUGACGACGGUCAUAGGAAUGUUGGUCAUUUUACAAACAUAUCAGAAGCUAGUGGUAAUGGAUGCAUAGGUUUUCCGCUUAUUGAUCAAACAUAUGAUCAGGAUAAUUAUCCCCUUGGCUGUUCUGUGUAUCCAGAAAUAAAUAAUAUGCCUUAUGUACAUUCUGGCUAUUACCCAUGUAUACCACCUCCUGCACAACCUACCUUACUACUAGGUAACAUAAACCCAACAUUGAGUAAUAACCUUAAUCAAGAACUAGUAUUGCCUUUCCUGACAUCACCGCUGUUUAAUACACCAUCAUCAGUCAACUGGACAAAUUUAAGUACUACGGUGAAUCCGUACAAAUAUGAUAAGAAUACAUAUUUUUACCCUGUAUAUCCUUAUUACUAUCCUGUGGAACAAUUUUCGGCAGCUAGACAUCUUUAUUUUCCUGUUCAACCUUACCAGUCACUUAAUACUACAAAUCAUAAUUCCCAUUCAGCAUCAAAGCAAAGGGAAAUAAGUAAUGCUCACAAAACAAGUGACUAUCGUAAAAGAAACAAAGCAUAA
Messenger RNA from Heterobilharzia americana, 2622 nucleotides. Lineage: Eukaryota; Metazoa; Platyhelminthes; Trematoda; Strigeidida; Schistosomatidae. The record is from the annotation of a GenBank genome assembly.